Salarias fasciatus (jewelled blenny) is the source of this 1072-nucleotide messenger RNA. Its product is annotated as centromere protein H-like. The transcript has 10 exons. Bases 104 to 784 code for a protein of 226 amino acids. NCBI's taxonomy places the organism in Eukaryota, Metazoa, Chordata, Actinopteri, Blenniiformes, Blenniidae. Gene Ontology annotation, cellular component: nucleus; kinetochore. Gene Ontology annotation, molecular function: kinetochore binding. Gene Ontology annotation, biological process: chromosome segregation; kinetochore assembly; mitotic spindle organization. The record is from RefSeq and is a predicted model, not a curated record.
AAGACUACAAAAAACUUUUUAUUGUUUUUUAAUUAUUUAUUGUUGCUUUCAUUGUAUCGUCCUCAUUAAAACCAGGCGCUGUCACGCUGUCUUAAAUAACAACAUGGAGGCUGCAACGCUGAGUGAUGUUCCUGCUCCCUCCUGUCCCACCACAAAGAAGGAAACCUCACCCACAGACAUGCUGAGGAUAAAACAGCAGAUGUCCAACCAGUGCUUUGAGAUGGCGGUACAGCUGACUGCAGGUGAAAAUAAAAGGUCCUGCAGCACAUCUGAAGCAGAGAAAAACUUGCCAGAUUUGAUCAGUGAGCUUGAAAACGUGAAGACGGUUCAUUUUAACAGCACAUUGACUCUUCACAGAAUGCAGAUGUGGCACGCUAUUUCAGAAAAGCUGAAGGAGGCCGAUUCAGAUUCAGACCAGUUGAAAGCCAUGAGUGACCGCUGCAUGGCUCUUUGUUCUUGUAUAAAACAACUUCAGCAGGAGUCCAAAAGUCUUCAGGAUGAAAUCACAGAAACUCAAAAGAACAGGCUCGAGAUGAAACGACUCACACACGAGAAGAUGCGACAGAUAGAAGAGCUGACGUCCAGAAAGGAACACCCAGACUCCGAGAAGUAUAAAGCCGCAAAAGAGAAAGGCCAAACCGUCCUGGAGAAAUAUAAGAAGAUGACCGUCAUGACUCAGAACGUCCUCAAGGGCAUCCUGUUGGCCUGUAAAGUCAACUGGCUGGAUGAUCCUGAGGUCCGAGCCAUCGCCAUGACUCUGGAGGAGUUUCCCAUCUCUGACUAGAUGAAGUCAUAUAUCUGCUUUGUGUUUUUCAGCCUAAUAAAUGGCUUUAAUCUCAGUCUUUAUCUCAAGUCUCCAUGGUUGUAUUUCCUGUAUAUCAUGUUUUGCCAAAACAUUUUUUAUGAACACUGAAUUGAUGUUUCAUACUAAGAUACCCUGUCUGUACUGUACAAACUGCUUGGAAUGUAUCCCAAAACACUUGAAUGUUGGGAGAUAUUCAUGAAUCAGAGGAGGCUUUAAAAUUAAAGGUAGAUCUUCCAGUAACUUUAUUACUUCACACAAACGAUACUG